GAGGGUCGAGCGAGGGUUCAGAGUUGGCGGGGUGCGCGCGGCGACGCUCAGCCAUCAUUGAUCCCAGCGCCAUCUGCACCACAAGUUUGAGUUGCAGUGUUUUUCCUGUCGCGAUAUUUCUGGACGCUGAGAUCCAAGGCUGGAUGAGCAGUGGUUGAGGUAUGAAUGAACUGGCACUCGUGCCAAGAUGAAGAUCGAUCGAACCAAAUUAAAGAAAAGCAGCUCAGAAGUUCCUGGUGAUUGUGGUUGGCUAAUAGAGAAGUUACAAAGCUGCAGCAAUGAGGAACUAUUGCCAGUUCUUCGAAGUGUGGAAUCGUGGAGUUACGGGAAAUGUGAAUUGUAUCACUGGAUUGAUGUGCUAGACAGAUUUGAUACAGUAUUAGAGGAGGCAGCAGAGAAAGAUGAAGACAAAUGGGUGCUACCAUGCGACCUUGCCCAGAAUUGUCAUGAACAGGAGUUGGUUGUAUGGGUGCUACACUUCACAACACUGUUGGUGGAGCAUUCCUUUUCCCGACACCUGUAUUCCUCCGUGGAGCACCUCAUUACCCUUUUGUCGUCCACUUCCAUGACAAUUGUCUUGGCUGUUCUCAACUUGCUCUACAUGUUCAGCAAGAGGUCAAAUUUCAUCACACGUUUGGCAGUAGCGCCCCGGCAAGCCCUCUUACUCCGCCUCAUCAACCUAGCAGAGCCAUGGGGUGGAAAGGACAAUGGAUUUGGCCUUGCACAGUGUUGCCAAAAUCUUUCUCUAUCUGCUUUUCCAGAAAAUGCUACAACACUUCACUAUGAGUUUUAUGGUGAGCAUCAACAACCACAACAACAACAACCACAGCAGCAACAGGCUGGGGAGGGAAUAAGCAGCAGUAGUGGUGGCUGCAGCAGUAACAGAGGAAACAGCUCUAUAAUCACUAUUCAUAUAGAUAAUAUGCAGAAUAUCAGCAAGUCACCAGCACAGGUGAUGGAGGAGCUUUUGCAGGUGUACAAAGUGCCUAUUGAGAAACAGAUGGUCCUGUUUACUCAUAUAAGAUUAGCCCAUAGUUUUGGGAUAUUUGAAACUCGAUUGCAGUGUGUUCAAGCCCGACUACAGGCACUCUCUGUGCUCGUAUAUUGCAAUGCACUCCAGGAUAAUGCUAAUACAGUUUUGUAUUCUGGGCUUCUUGAUGAGUUUGUUGAGGUGUUGGAGUUGAAUGACACCAAACUGACAGAGAUAAAGGCUGCCACUCUCCGUACUCUGACUUCCAUAAUACACCUCGAUCGUAUGCCCAGCUUCCCGAAAUUGAACACUAUUAUAGAUGUUACUGGUGCCGCCUCCUACCAUGGUUUUCUGCCAGUGUUGGUCAGAUCGUGUAUUGCCAAUUUGACAGCCACAACACCACCGGUGCCUAAUCCUUUUCCUGCACCUCUGGCCACGGCACUGUUUUCGUUCCUGUAUCACCUUGCCAGUUAUGAGGCCGGGGGAGAAGCCCUCGUAUCUUGUGGUAUGAUGGAAUCUCUCAUCUCGGUCGUCAACUGGAAAGGCACAGAACCAGAUCAUAUUACGUUUGUAACCAGAGCAGUGAGAGUUAUUGAUCUUAUUACAAAUUUAGACAUGCAUGCCUUCCAAACCCACGGAGGACUCUCAGCCUUCAUACGACGACUAGAAGUGGAAGUGGAAGAAUGCCGGAAGGAACAGCCAUUUGUAAUAAGUUUACCGGCACCUCUAGCCGAAAGUGAAAGUGCAAGUGCUUCUGCCGAGGCAGAGCAACCGACAACCACCGUUGAAGAACCUGUCGUCACAACAGAAUCAACAGAAGUGCCUGACACUGCUACACAUUCACCUAUGGACACUACUCCUGCGCCUGUGUCCGAUAGUGCCAGUGAAUUGGAAAUUCCCCUGAGCCAGCCAUCGUUCAACCUUUCUCGGCCCAGUACCUCGGCUGCUAUGGAAGUUCCGACUGCUUCCCAGCCCGAUUAUAGUGAAGCAAAGACUGGUUUGUCAUGUUUGCCCCAAAGAGCAGCUCUUGUGAAAUCGAUGCUCAACUUUCUGAAGAAAGCCAUUCAAGAGCCAGGUUUUAGUGAGAGCAUGCGUCAUCUAAUGGAAGGCUCCCUACCUGCGUCCCUCAAACACAUAAUUAGUAAUGCUGAAUAUUAUGGAGCCUCACUGUUUCUGCUAGCUACGGAUGUAGUCACAGUCUAUGUGUUCGGAGAGCCGUCCUUGUUGUCAUCCCUUCAGGAUAAUGGACUAACAGACGUUGUGCUCCAUGCACUUCUUGUAAAGGACGUACCAGCCACAAGAGAGGUGUUGGGUUCUCUUCCUAAUGUGUUUAGUGCUCUAUGCCUCAAUUCUCGGGGCCUUGCUGCAUUUGUGGCCUGUAAGCCGUUUGAACGACUGUUCAAGGUGCUUCUCUCCCCUGACUAUCUACCGGCCAUGAGAAGGCGGCGUUCAUCAGACCCCAUGGGUGAUACUGCAUCUAACUUGGGUAACGCAAUGGAUGAACUGAUGAGACACCAGCCUAGCCUUAAGGCCCAGGCCAUGAAGGCUAUUGUUAAAUUAUUAGAAGAAGUAUGCUUGUUGGGCAGUGACACGCACUAUAUCUGCUGGAAGACCCCGCCCAAGCAUGAAGCAUCACCCGCUCCAGUGUCUCGAACAACAAAUGAUAACUCGAGUGAUGAAGAAGAGGAAGAGGAGGAGGAGAGAGAUUCCGGUGUUGCCGGGCCGCCCGUUUCCACCGGACAGCGAGAAGAUGUCCCCUUGUCGGACACAACGCCUGGGGAAAAACGGCCCGUGCCUCUGGUGGACUAUGUACUUAAUGUCAUGAAGUUUGUGGAUGCCAUCCUCAGCAAUAAUUCGACAGAUGACCACUGCAAAGAAUUUGUCACCCAGAAAGGCCUUGUACCUUUACUUGGCAUUUUGGGAUUGCCAAAUCUUCCAAUAGACUUCCCAGUUUCUCAAGCUUGCCAAUCUGUAGCAUCUGUCUGCAAAUCCAUAUUGAAUCUUGCUCAUGAAAGUGGAGUUCUUCAGAGGGGACUACAGUGCCUAAAUGAAAAAUUAGAAGCACUGGCUCCACUACAUGAACCUUUGCCUUCUCCGGGAGGGUCUGUCCUUCUGCGUGAGCUAGCGUGUGCACCAACCCCUGGUGAGGCCACAGCAUCACCGCAGGCCACCCCUCUCUUGCAUACCCUUAGUGCUGUUCAUGCUUAUAUCAUGAUGCUAGUGCACGUGUGCCGCACAGGACAGACUGAGAUUCGGCAAGUGUCUAUCAACCAGUGGGGGACAGAGUUGGGUCUGCGUGUGUUGGCAGGGCUCACACAGUUGUACACGUCACUCGUGUGGGAGUCGACAGUGUUGUUAGCUCUGUGUUCAGAUGAUGCACUACCUGCUGGCUGUCUUUUUGGCAAAGAAGAUACCGACAAGCUUCUUCCACCAGACUUAAGAUGUGAUGACGGAAGCCGGAGUGAGGCUGUUGCAAUGGAAGUAACGGAAACAGAUGUGAAAGUGACUGCAGGAGGAAGUAUACCCACAGCUGAGGAUAGUGGCACGGAGAGCCCAACUCGACAACAGUCUGCUGCCACACAACACCAAAUGAAGCUGAUCAAACCACUUUUGUCAUCGGCCUCUAGAUUAGGAAAGGCUCUUGCUGAACUGUUUGGCUUGCUCGUAAAGCUGUGUGUUGGGUCACCGUUGCGUCAACGGAGAGGGCAGCAGGUGGCAACUCCAAUUACCCCACCGUCCGCAUCAGCACGGGCAGUAGCUUCAGCCUUGGCACAACUCCUGUAUGCAGGUCUCUCAUGGACGCCGCCACCAUCCUCUCCGGUGCCCAAGUUUCGUCUUACGUUCCUCAUCUGUUCGGUUAGGUUUACCAAUCCAAUGCUUUUUGAUGACAAGAAGAUGCCAUACCAUCUGAUGCUUCAGUAUUUUGCAUCCUCUCAAGGUCUUAAAGCCUUCUUUGACACAUUUGAGUGGGCCAUCACUGCUGGAGGAACUAUGCAGGGACAAAAUGGAUUGGAUUCUGGGGAGUUACCAGAAGGUACUGGAGAAUUCUUAGACACGUGGCUAUUCCUAUUGGAGCGAUUAGUCAACCCACGAACUAUGUUGGAUUCUCCCAACUCUCUUCCUGCUAAGUCCUCGCAACCUGGCUAUCAACCAUUCAGUCCACUCAAGUUUUUAAUUCAUAUACAAAAGGUUGCAUUCGAAGCUGUAAUGAAAUUGUGGAACAAGAAACCUUUGAAGUCUUAUGGAGUACGCAUAUCUGAAUCUGUGCUGGUCAUCCUGUGCUCAAUAAUCAAGGGCGAGGCAAUUAUACAGGAGCGUCUAGCGAAAGAGAAAGAGAGCGUGCCCACUUCCACCACUGCAGUGACCACACCCACCCCUAAUACAAGUACUAACAAUACCACAUCCACCACAACUACCACCACCACCACUACUACCACCACCACUACUACAACCACCACCUCAACCACUGCAACUGCUGUGACUGCUGGAACACCAUCUUCUGUGCCUUCUUCGGCACCAUCUUCUACUCCAACACCGUCGGAGAGCACUGGCCAACCUCCCUCGGCAGAUUCCGAGGUGAACCAGCAGCAUCUACAAGCACUUAUGGACAUGGGUUUUGCAAGAGAACGUUGCAUGGAAGCGAUCGCUCAGACCCAUACGCUGCAGCAGGCCACGGAGUACUUACUGAUGAACCCUCUCAUGGAUCAGGUUUCUGGUGCUGGAGGCAGUGGAGAUAUGGAGCUAACAGAGGAAGACCAGAUGCUGCAAGCUAUUGCCAUGUCUCUUGGGGAGAAUGUGCAAGUGUCUGGUGGAGGCACCCACCCACGUAAUGUGCUCUCCAAACCACCACCUGUCCCACAGAAAGAAGUGGAUGAUGAACCCCUUAGUAAAGAUACCCUUGAUAACUUCACCAAAUGUGUGCUGGAGGGAUGCUUGAGUCAACUGGAUGUCCAGCCACAGAUGGUGUACAAGGUCUGUGAACUCCUUACAACCUGUGCUACACGUAAUGGCACGCACUGGAGAGAUGGCAUGCUUACUACACUCAUUAACCAAAUUAGUAGCCAAGCAGGGCAGUUACUGUUGACUAACACACUAUCAACGCAAGAAACUGUAGAACUACUGUGUUCUUCCGUCUUGGCAUCUAAGUUUGCAGUUAGAUUGCAUCUUGUUACUCUGCUGUUUGAGGAGAUGAAAAGUGGGUGUGCUAUGGCCAUGGAGCAAGCUGGAUUGGUGGACACCCUUACAGAUUUGUUUACCUUAACCCAUGCUGCUAUGGCUUCCAUUUCCACAACCACUUCUGCUGCUCCUGCUGUUGCGGCUGCGACUGCUGCAGCUGCUGUUACCACGCCUUCUCCCGUGUCAGCUGUGUCUUCUGGAACAUCACAGGCUAAGGAAAAGGAAUCUGGGGAUGGUUCCGGGACCCCCAAGUGGAUCUCGCCUGGAUUAUUAUUGCUCGAUUUGUAUGAAAAAUUGGCUAUAGCUACAAAGAGAAGGUCGUCUGUAAGCAAGAUAUGUAACCACGUGUGGAAAUGGUUUGACAUGAGCACCCUUAAGUGGUGUGCAUACUCGGCAAGCAACAAUAAAACCAUCGACGAUGCUUACUGGGCAGGCGAGGCGAGCAUCAGGAUUAUCAAUGGCCGUAGAAAAUACACCAUCCAGUUUCAUUCAAUGGUGCAGGUAAAUGAGGAAUCUGGUAACCGACGUCCUGUCAUGAUCACUGUCAAGGAUAAGGCUAUUGCUGAGGAGAAGAAAAAACUGCCAAGUAUCAUGCCUCAAGAUGAGCCAACACCAGCUACCGAAGAGGAAAAUGCAAUGGCCAGCAAGCCAGAGGAUGCAUCUGCAGAUGAGGAUAAAACUGAGGGUACCAAAUCUGGAGAAGAGGCAGUGAGUUUAGAAUAUGCUUUAGACCCUGGAGUGGAAGUACCGGCUGAUGCUGUAACGGUGGCAGCAACCGGAGAUGAGAAGAUGGAGUGUGAAGAUGGUGAGGAUGCAACCACUGAAGCUCCUGACAUCAACAGUACAGAAGUUGUACCUAUUGAUGGUCUCACAGAAACCCACCAUGAAGCUAUGAUCAGAGCAUGUGUGGGCUUCAUGAAACUUGGAGUUGAACCUGAUACACUUCAUGCAUUGAUGCGUCUUUGUCUGCGAAUCACCCGAGUGUGGGAGCAAGCGUGUCUUUUUGCCAGCCUCGGUGGUGUACGCACCUUACUCUCCCUCACAGAGUCUUCAGGGUUUUGGGGCUUCCAAAAUUUGGCAGCUCUACUUAUGAGGCAUGUGCUGGAGGAGCCCACCACGUUGCGUUAUACCAUGGAAAAGGUGGUGCGGUCCUCGGCUAGUAACAACACCAUGUCGGGAGCCAAAGAACUACAUUAUUUGUUGAGGUUACUUGCCCCUGCUGCGUGCCGAGAUCCCCAUCUCUUUACUGAAAUCACACAACAAUGCCUUCGAAUAGACCUUAACAUGACACUUAAAAGAAACCUCAUGUCGGCAAACAAUGAGGACAGUAUUUUGAUGAAAAGUGUUGGUGGGAAGAGUGUCGUUAGUACUGCUGGAGGAAGUACUGGUGCUGGGAGUACUGGGAGCUCUGCUCUUGUCACAGGUAUGACCCUUAGCCUGGAGCCUCAGCAACUGAUUCAUGAUCUCCUCGAAGCUCUUACAACUUUGAAAGAUGACGCUGACCCUGUUUCUGCCUCUGCUGUCACCCCAAGCACAACGGUGGCUGGCGGUAUAGUGGCCAACACUACACCAACCGAGGAAAGAGCCUCGUCAUCAAGCAACAAUGCACGAAGACAACUACAUCUUUCACGGUCUUCUUCAGCAAAUGAUAUGGUUGUCCAGGAAGCUGAUGAACAGAGUCCUAUGGAGAGCGAUGCUAGCAAGUUGCCAGGAGCUGACAGCAAAGCGGGUUCCAGUGAGAAAGUAGAUGAUGCUGCAAAGAAAAAGAAGCCUCUCUUAUCCAAGUCACUUAUAUGUAAACUUCUGGCUGAAUUUGUUCGGUCUUAUGCAGGUUGUGCCAAACUAGUCACUGAACAUCAUUACUCGGCAGGAUCUAAUGAGAAAAUCACUGAGGAUUGCUCGGCUCUAGCUUACAUGCUUGACCACCUGGUGUGUAGCAGCUCGACCUCGGACAAGGAUACGGCUGGUCACGUGCGUGUCCUUAUAGCUGCCCUUGCAUCAUGCAAUCAUGCCCCUGAAGCUCAAACAAUCCUUGUGGCAGAGGUAAAAGCAGCUUUGGGACGUGCAACAGUGUACUCAGAGAGCAUGGAGAAGCACGGCCGGAUCCAAGCUCUUGUGGGACUGAUAUGCACCAUGAUGGAGGCAUGUCCUGCACAGUUAAAUCAACCUCCAAACAUGUGCUUCAAGCAGCAGCAGCAUGGGAUGAACAACAUGAUAAGACAAAUGGUACGCAAGGGGUUGGUGACGGACCUCGCACGUAUUCCUCACAGUCUCGACUUGUCAUCCCCCAACAUGGCUGCCACAAUCAAUGCUGCUCUCAAGCCUCUUGAACUAGUGUCACGCAUUGUCAAUUUACCAUCGUUUGUACCCACGUCGUCAUCGAAGAAAAAAAACACACAAAGUGAUGAUGCACAGCAACCAAUUGGUACAGGAACAACUAAUAGUGAAGCUACCAGAGCUCAAGGUGAUGAUAAUAUUGAGGACACAGAAAAUACUGAACAUGACAUAUCAGGGGCAGGAGAGAGUCUGGAGCCAGCUUCAGAUGCUCAUCCUAAUGAGGAUGGUACUCUAGUUGAGGGUGAUGAGGCUGGACUGGAGGAAAUAUUAGACCACCUCUUAGAAGACGGAGGAGGUCGAGCACAACCACAUCGGGACACAGUCACAGCUACCGUCACUUAUGUCAUUGACCACGAUGCUCCCAUGGACACUGAUGACACACUUCACGACUCGCGCAUGGUGUCACACUCGGAGAGCCAGUUCCUGGAUGAAGGAGAAGAUGGAGGAAAUGAAGAACAGGACGAUUCAUCAUCCGAGUCAUCUGAAGAACGGGAAGAAGAUGAAGCAGACGACGAAGACAAUGACGAAGAAGUUGAAGAGGAGGAAGAGGAAGAGGAAGAUGGAGGCGAUGACGAUGAUGAUGAGGAGGAAGAGGAAGAGGAAGGCUCUGUGUUUGAUGAGGGCUAUGAAGAUCUGGAGGAAGCCUUCAUUCGCCUUCCAGGAGAUCGUGAUUCAGAUGACAUUCUUCUCUUGCCGUCCUAUCAACAGUAUAUUGACACAAUAGAUACUAUCAUAUUUGGGGAUCGAGUUGAUCGGGUAUCCCUUCAUCACCAUAGCAACUCUCACGAGGAUCCAUCAUUCAUGGCUUCUACACCCAAUGCUAAUCCAAGUGGGAGCAAUGCCAUUCCCACUCACCCAUUAUUCCAGAACCCCCGUGAGGUUCCUGCUUCGGCCAGCGCUCGCCUCAACAGCAGGCCCAGUCGCCAACGCGGGGUGCUCAGGUACCAUACUGUCACCCCACGCACCCACACCACCACCACCACCAUACUCCAGAGACUACUGGGACCCAGUCACCGGGAUGUUCUCCAGCUGUCAUCCAACCUGCGGGAAGCCUCUCAGGUACUCUUCACCAAUCCUGAUGUGCGAUUGAUGCCCCCUGACCCAGACGAAUUUAUUGAAAUGCAGGAUCAUGGUGGGACAGUGAUGAACAACACUGGUUCAUCUGCAUCCCUUUCCAACGUUCCUAAUGCACUCUCGCGGUGGACGGAGGAGACUAGAGUUCUUGAGGCAGACUCUAUGCAUGAUGCUGUCACAGUUGUCAAGCCGGCAUUAAUGGCAGUUCUAGAAAAAUAUAGAGAUGCAGAGCAGUCAGAACGAGACAAAAAGAAAAAAGAGCAGGAGUCAAAUAAGCCUCCGCCGGCCUCGACUGAAAGCGCUCGUGGUCCUCUUCUUCUUCAGAGUGGUGAUGCCGAAAUGGGUGAAGCACCUGACAGUAAUCGUGCAUCUGGGGUUCAAGAAACUCCAAAUCCAGAAGCUUCUGGUCAAGAUGCUGCUAUUUUGAGCACAGCAUCCAUAGCAGAGUCCAUUGUGGAAUCUGUUUUGGCCUCUUCAUCAAGACCUCAAACGACGACAACACCCAGCUUUUCCGGACUCUUGACCCUAUUAUCUCCAGUAUCAUCUGGUGCUUCCACAUUACCACUGCAAGAACCUCCUGUUUCCUCAAUCCCAGCUCUUGGUGGGGCCUUGGGAGGUGUACCAUCUGCUCCAACCACCCCUCAAACCACAUGUGUGAGCAGUUUGCCUCCAUUCCCUUCCCCAACAACGUCUACCCCAACUCCAACCUCACUCUUAGCACCAACCAGUAACAUGACGACCUCCGCUCUGUCCGUCACAGAUGCAGAAAUGGUGGCAGCUUCUCCCCUGCCCACAGUGGGGCCUCAAACUAUAUCUAAUGACAAUGUUGAAAGUUUGGUUACUCAAGAAGAAACUCCUAUGUCUGUUAGCCCUCCAGAGUACCCCAGUCAAUCGCCGGAGUUGCUGGCAUCGUCUGGCGACACCCUCGCAACCCCACCAUUAGCAGGUAUGCCUCCAAGAGAAGCAUGGGAAGAUCCAAGCAUGCCUAUGCAACAGGAUUUGCAAGAUCAAGUAGGGGAUCAAACGAUGACCUCGUCACUUCCUGUGUUAGUUAUGCCAUCAAGCUUGAGAAGAGAGAGCCAAGAUUCAAGAGCUGGAAGGGAGAAUGAGGCUGGACCAUCUGGGUCGUCCAGCACUCGCCCGGACUACUCAGCCAUUCUUGGAGACAUUGAGAUCCCUGAGGGUGUUGACCCAAGUUUCCUUGCAGCUUUACCUGAAGAUAUGAGGCAAGAAGUAAUAGCUGAACAACUUAGACUUCAAAGAGUAAGACAACGAGCAACCGAGAGUACAAGAGAGAGCAACAGUGCCAAUGUUAGUGAAGUCAAUCCAGAGUUCCUGGCUGCACUUCCUCCAAACAUCCAGGAAGAAGUUCUUGCUCAACAGCGUCUUGAACAGCAGCGGCAACAAGCAGCACGUUCUAACCCUGAUGACCCCAUGGACCCAGUUUCCUUCUUGCAGACACUUCCACCAUCUCUUAGACAAACUAUUUUGGCUGACUUGGAGGACUCUCAGUUCGCAGCAUUACCCCCAGAAUUAGCUCAAGAAGCUCAGACGCUUCGCCGACAGCGUGAGGAGCGCAACAGACAUGUCCAUGAACACAUGUUCAAUAGAUCUGGCACAUCGCUCUCUUCUAUACUACGCAAUACAGCACGUAUUGGUUCACGUCUCAUGCACUCGUCAAGUUGGUCUACCAGCUGGAAUCUCCGAACCUCGUCUAGUGGCCAACAAGUGACAGCUACCAGCAAACCACGAGGUCGUCAACUUCUUGACCACGAAGCCAUGACUUGCCUUUUAGUUCUACUGUUUGUUGAUGAACCGAAGCUCAACACUGGUCGUCUUCAUCGUGUACUCCGUUACCUGUGUCACCAUACUCCCACUAGGGAUUGGGUCAUUAAGGCCUUAUUAUCAAUUCUGGAGCGGUGUGGUGAUCAAGGUCAGCUUGGUAGCAGUCGUCUGGGAAGUAUAAGCAGUGAAUUGUCCAUAUCAUGCUUGCCUCCCGUCACACCGGACCAGGCGGGUAAAGGGGCAAGUAAAAAAAUGAACGUUGGUGCAAGAUCCGACUCGACACCCUUAUCAUCAACUCCUGUUUGGCGAAGUGAAUCUCGUUCCCCUACUGCACCUUCAUGGCUCAGCAUGAGUAUGGAUGCUGCUCUUGGGUGUCGGGCAAGUAUCUUCCAAAUUCAGCGCACGCAGCAGACGGGUAAACGCACCUCAGCAGCAGCAUUAACAACGGCUGUCAAUAUUCACCCACAAGCGGCUCCUUUAGUGUGCAGACAUGCUCUUGACACAUUGAUCUCAUUGGCCAAGAGUUUUCCAAGCCAUUUCUUACCACACCAAGGCAAGGAACUAGAUGAUAAUAAAAGUGAAGUAAAAAAGUCAGGGAGUGGAACAACCACAGGUGCUAUCAGUAAAAACUCUAAGGGAUCAUCAAGUCAAAGUAGUGAAUCAACAGACUUUUGGGAAUUGUUAGUAAAACUAGACUCCAUAAGUGUUUCACGCAAAGGAAAAGGACUUCCCAGAACACAUUCGGGUGCAGGUAGUGGCAGUGAAGAAGAACAGCGUGUCACUAGUCUUGAAGCUUCGGCUCUGGGGCAACUCAUACAACAGUUGGCUCAUCCUGUUGUGCGUAGAUCUUCACUUCUCACCGACAGGCUGCUUCGUCUUCUGGCUCUGAUUUCUUUGGGGCUCCCUGACACUGCUGAUACAGCUACGUCACAGAAUUCUAAUACCUCGCAACACUCCACUGAAAAUUCUCAAACCUUAGAACAUCUUCUUAAAUUAGCAAUUCAAGUGUUAACAAGUAAAUCAUGCUCAGAGGAAGGUCUGGAAGAUGCAACAGCCCUCCUCCUCCACCUUUCCCAUGGGCCACCACCAGCUCGGGAUCAGGUGCUGAGACUCCUCUUACAGGGUGCAGCAACGCUCGGCUCAACGGUAGCUACUCACAUUGCUGCACUUUUAAGUGAUUUACAAGCCUACAAUGCUUCACAUCCACCCAUUUGUAUAAAUGAUGAAGAACACCAGGUGCUUGUGACUGAUAAGAGCAAGAAGGGAUUGCUGCAAGACAGAUUUACUAACGAAUGUGUCAUCAUAAGUGGAACAACAAAAGUGAAGCCUCCGUGUGAACUACAGUUGGCAUCCAUGUCGGCUCUCACAAGCAAAACCUCGUCACAGGCUUUCUUUUUGCGCACUCUUAAGGUCAUCAUACAACUGAGGGAUGCCAUCAGAUUAUCACGCACCAGAAAAACUGGUACUCAACCAACCACUGUAACCAGUGACAGACAAGCUAGUGAGAAUCAACCAAACACUGCAGCGAACCCAGAGCAGUCAGAUACAGGAACUAGUGAACCAGUUGCAGAAAUGGCUACCAAUCAGCAAGAGCAGAAUGCAGUGGUUAGUGAAGGACAACCUGAAGCUGCUGCCACCCAAGAACAAGUUAAUACACCAGCCACUCAAGAACAGCAAGAACCAGUUCUCCAGCAAAUCCAACAAGAACAGAUCGAGAGAGAUUUCGUUCCCGUUGUGUUAAUUGAUGUAUCGAAUCCAGAAGCAGACAAUGCAGCUAAUGCAUCAGCUGUACCUCAGCCAGAGAGUAUACAGCCCGCUGCUGAGGCAAUGGAUGUGGACAAUGAUGUUCCAGAAACCACUGAAUUGGGUAGUUUAAGUGUCCAAUUAAAUCUAGAUGAAUUGUGGUCAACGCUGUCUCAGUGUUUGAUAGAGCUCGGUGAGACACAAGACACUCAUGCUGUGUUAGUGUUGCAACCGGCAGUAGAGGCUUUCUUCCUGGUACAUGCUUCAGCUGCCUCUGGAGACCGAAGAGAGCGUUCUACCACGCAGACUGAAACUCGAGAAGCCCAGCUGGCUCACUUGCAUCAUGAAAUUGCACCACUCUCUCCUCUGCCUGCAGUACCAGCUGAAGAUGGCGAAGGUAAUGUGAAUCCAGCUGGUACGAGGAAACGAGAAAGCUCAGUGUCACACGUUCCCGAAUACAACCCUGGCGAUACCGAGAAGUUCCUUAAGUUUGCAGAAACACAUCGCACUGUUCUUAACCAGAUCCUACGUCAGUCAACGGUACACCUGGCUGAUGGGCCUUUUAGUGUUCUGGUGGAUCACACGCGUCUUCUGGACUUCGAUAUCAAACGCAAAUACUUCAGAACUGAAUUAGAACGUGCAGAUGAUGGCAUGCGCCGAGAAGACUUGGCCGUGCACGUCCGUAGGGAGCAUGUGUUUGAGGAUUCCUUUAGGGAACUACAUAGACGGUCCCCUGAUGAGUGGAAAAAUAGGUUUUACAUAGUAUUUGAAGGUGAAGAAGGGCAAGAUGCUGGUGGUCUUCUUAGAGAGUGGUAUAUGAUCAUAUCCCGGGAGAUCUUUAAUCCAAUGUACGCGCUUUUCUGCACUUCUCCUGGUGACAGAGUUACUUAUAUGAUCAACCCAGCAUCUCAUUGUAAUUCCAAUCAUCUCUCAUAUUUCAAGUUUGUUGGAAGGGUUAUAGCUAAAGCAAUAUAUGACAACAAGUUACUAGAGUGCUACUUCACCCGAUCAUUCUACAAACACAUUCUUGGCAAGAUGGUGCGUGUAGUUGACAUGGAGAGUGAGGAUUAUUCAUUUUAUCAGGGACUCAUCUACUUGUUAGAGCACAAUGUUGCAGACCUGGGAUAUGAGCUCACCUUCAGUACAGAGGUUCAAGAAUUCGGUGUAACUGAGGUUAGAGAUCUCAAGCCCAAUGGCCGGAACAUAGCAGUUACAGAAGAAUCCAAGAUGGAGUAUAUACGCCUUGUAUGUCAAAUGAAAAUGACAGGAGCCAUUAGACAACAGUUGAAUGCCUUCUUAGAGGGCUUCUAUGACAUCAUUCCUAAACGUCUUAUAUCCAUUUUUAAUGAGCAAGAAUUGGAACUGCUUAUAUCUGGGUUACCCACUAUAGACAUUGAUGAUCUACGUACUAACACAGAAUACCAUAAGUACCAACCAAACUCCUUGCAGAUUCAGUGGUUCUGGCGUGCCUUGAGGUCCUUUGAUCAGGCAGAACGUGCGAAGUUCCUGCAGUUUGUAACUGGAACCAGCAAAGUACCACUACAAGGUUUUGUAGCAUUGGAGGGGAUGAAUGGUACUCAAAAGUUCCAGAUUCACCGUGACGACAGAUCCACCGAUAGGUUACCUUCAGCUCAUACCUGUUUCAACCAGUUGGACCUGCCUGUGUACGAAACCUACGAUAAGCUGCGUCACUAUUUAUUGAAAGCAAUUCACGAGUGUUCUGAGGGUUUUGGUUUUGCAUAAGAAAUUUUCAUUGUUCUCACAGAUCUAGCCACUAAUUUCUAGUGACUAAAUAAACCAAAAUGUUAAAAUUUGAAAGAAAAGGAAAAAAAAAAAGAAAAAUGGGUAAAACUAUCGAAAACCCCCUUGCUACAGUGUGUGCACAGUGGAAGCUUUAAUGUUCACAAGUGUAGUCUUGGGAAGCAAAGGUUGAACCAAUACCGAGACACACACAGACAAGAGUGAUUAAUCUUACUGGUGUAAUGGAAGGUUCAUCUCUAAUAUUGUAAUACUUUAUAUAAACCUUGGUUAUUGUGGCUGGAGAGUGGUGUGCGUGUGUGUUUGAAUAUCCCAUUAUUGUUUUUAGGAUUCAUUUUUAUUUUUUUUUAUUUUUUUUAUUGUUUACUAAUAUAUGAUUAAAUAGCCAAC
Procambarus clarkii (red swamp crayfish) is the source of this 14233-nucleotide messenger RNA. It is a transcript of the gene HUWE1, whose product is annotated as HECT, UBA and WWE domain containing E3 ubiquitin protein ligase 1. Gene Ontology annotation, cellular component: nucleus; cytoplasm. The record is from RefSeq and is a predicted model, not a curated record. Gene Ontology annotation, biological process: protein polyubiquitination. Gene Ontology annotation, molecular function: ubiquitin protein ligase activity; zinc ion binding; protein binding. NCBI's taxonomy places the organism in Eukaryota, Metazoa, Arthropoda, Malacostraca, Decapoda, Cambaridae.